AUGGAACAAGGAGCUGCCCAAAGGAAAAUGAUUUGGGAGAAUGCCAUCCGGAAGGAGACAACAAAAUCUCGCCCAGACCAGGUGCUACCGCUUGGACAAGAUGCCUUAAAAAGAUCAAGAUGCAACGCUCUGCCAUUUAUACAGAACGUCUUCAGGAAGAACUGCGUUCCACUGCGGAUUCACAAUAAAUUUUGCUUUGGUCAGUGCCAUUCCUUUUACGUUCCCGGUUGGCCUUCCGGAUUAUCUCAGCCUUGUCUGUCGUGCGCCCCGAUCCGUUCCCGUCGGGUGUCUGUCCCCCUGCGCUGUCGCGGAGGACAGGUGUGGUGGGAAGAGGUGGUUCUCGUAGAAGAAUGUGACUGUGAGACCCGCUAUGAUCAGCAGUUGAGUCGGGUUGGCAGCGGCGAGGGAUUUCUGCCAGUGUCCUAAAAGCCACAGACUGAAAGACUGUCCGACACAGGGCCUCUAGAAUGGCCUCUGACCUUCUAUAGUCCUUUUUCCACAGGAAAAGUGGGACCCCCUUGAUGACCCCUGAAC
Bufo gargarizans (Asiatic toad) is the source of this 534-nucleotide messenger RNA. It is a transcript of the gene DAND5, whose product is annotated as DAN domain BMP antagonist family member 5. Gene Ontology annotation, molecular function: morphogen activity. NCBI's taxonomy places the organism in Eukaryota, Metazoa, Chordata, Amphibia, Anura, Bufonidae. The record is from RefSeq and is a predicted model, not a curated record. Gene Ontology annotation, biological process: signal transduction involved in regulation of gene expression; determination of heart left/right asymmetry. Bases 1 to 426 code for a protein of 141 amino acids. The transcript is spliced from 2 exons.